This is a messenger RNA of Peromyscus leucopus (white-footed mouse), 2142 nucleotides long. It is a transcript of the gene Apex2, whose product is annotated as apurinic/apyrimidinic endodeoxyribonuclease 2. Gene Ontology annotation, molecular function: DNA-(apurinic or apyrimidinic site) endonuclease activity; endonuclease activity; phosphoric diester hydrolase activity. Gene Ontology annotation, biological process: base-excision repair. Bases 312 to 1865 code for a protein of 517 amino acids. NCBI's taxonomy places the organism in Eukaryota, Metazoa, Chordata, Mammalia, Rodentia, Cricetidae. Gene Ontology annotation, cellular component: nucleus. The record is from RefSeq and is a predicted model, not a curated record. The transcript is spliced from 6 exons.
CGUUAUGUAGCCCAGGCUGGACAUGAAUUCAUGACUGCCCCUGCCUCAGUUGCCUGAGUACUGGGGUUGCAAGCGUGUACCACCACGCCCGAUUUUCCUACAGCUUCUCCACCUCAGUUCCGUCUCCCGCCUGUGAGAACUGAACUCGAAGCCCCGCCCUACGUGCGUCCCGCACGUCCGAGGGGGCGGAGGAACCAGAUGAGAGGACGCCUGCGCAAACGCGUGAGGAAGGCGGGGGAGCUAGCUCACUUCCGGGCGGCGCUGAAUUUCCGCGCCUAAGCUUGCUUCCUGAAACCGGCCCGCUUACCAAAAUGUUGCGCGUGGUAAGCUGGAACAUCAAUGGGAUCCGGAGUCCCCUGCAGGGGCUGACAUGCCAGGAACCCAGCAACUGUCCCACGGCCUUGCGACGCAUUUUGGACAAGUUGAAUGCCGAUAUUGUCUGUCUCCAGGAGACCAAAGUGACCAGAGAUGCACUGACAGAGCCCCUGGCUGUUGUUGAGGGCUAUAACUCCUAUUUCAGCUUCAGCCGCAGCCGCAGUGGCUAUUCUGGUGUGGCUACCUUUUGUAAGGAUAGUGCUACCCCAGUAGCCGCUGAAGAAGGCCUGAGUGGUGUCUUUGCCACCCUAAAUGGGGAUGUUGGUUGCUAUGGAAACAUGGAUGAGUUCACCCAAGAAGAACUCCGGGUUCUGGAUAGUGAGGGCCGGGCCCUCCUUACACAGCAUAAGAUCCGUACAUUGGAAGGGAAGGAGAAGACCUUGACCCUGAUCAACGUGUACUGUCCACAUGUGGAUCCUGGGAAGCCUGAGCGAUUGACUUUCAAGAUGCGUUUCUAUCGCCUGCUGCAGAUCCGAGCAGAAGCACUCUUGGCAGCUGGCAGUCAUGUGAUAAUCCUGGGAGACCUAAAUACAGCCCAUCGACCCAUUGACCACUGUGAUGCAGGCAGUCUGGAGUGCUUUGAAGAGGACCCAGGGCGUAAGUGGAUGGAUGGCUUGCUCAGUAACCUGGGGAUGGAGGCUGGAUCCCACACAGGGCUCUUCAUGGAUAGCUACCGCUACUUCCAUCCAAAACAGGAGAGGGCCUUCACCUGCUGGUCAGUGGUCAGUGGUGCACGCCCUCUCAACUAUGGCACUCGAAUUGACUAUGUACUGGGGGAUAGGACCUUGGUCAUGGACACCUUCCAGUCCUCCUUCCUACUCCCCGAAGUGAUGGGCUCUGACCAUUGCCCUGUGGGAGCUGUCUUGAAUGUAUCCUGUGUGCCAGCAAAACAGUGCCCAGCUCUGUGUACCCGCUUCCUCCCUGAGUUUGCAGGCACCCAGCUCAAGAUUCUUCGCUUCCUAGUUCCUCUUGAACAAGAACCUGUACGAGUUCAGCCAGUACUGCAGCCCAGCCAUCAAAUCCAGGUACAGAAACACCCAAGUAAAGCUCGCAUGCAUUCCACCAGGCCUCGGAAAAGUCAAGGUGGCUCCAAAAGAAACCAGAAAAACCUGAUGAGUUACUUCCAGCCUUCCUCUAACCUUCCCCAACCAGCUCCUGUUGUGGAACUACCUAGCGUACCUCUGGUGGGCACUCUUACCAUCCCAGAGACUCCAGAAGAGGUCACAGUGGCCACAGUGGUGGAAGAGAAGGCCAAGGUUUCAGAGGCCAAAGAUGAGAAAGAACUACGGACCUCCUUCUGGAAGUCUAUGCUGAGUGGGCCCUCACCCAUGCCCCUCUGUGGAGGCCAUAAGGAGCCAUGUGUGAUGCGUACUGUGAAAAAGGCAGGACCCAACUUGGGCCGCCAUUUCUACAUGUGUGCUAGGCCCCGAGGUCCUCCCAGCGACCCCUCUUCCCGCUGUAACUUUUUCCUCUGGAGCAGGCCCAGCUGAAACAACUGAGUCCUAGGGACGUCAGGGACGUCUGGCAUGGUUACCUCAUGCACGGGGUCUGAUGCCAGGUCCUUGCCUCUGAAUUUGCCUCCUCCCCUGAGGCUUCCUUUCUUUCUCUGCUUUCUCUUCUCUCAUUUCCCUCCCUUUCUUCCCUUCUUCUCACAUCUCUGUUCCUUCCUCUUUGUACUGCAUAGGAACCAGGAACUAGUUUAAAUCCCUUCUGCCCUUGCUGAACACUGUAUUCGUUCAUAAAUAAAGUCCGACCUUUGUUUCAGUG